AUGUCUGACAAUCAAGUACGCAGUGCGGUCAUCAACCGCGACACCAACGAAACCAAGAUCCAAUUGUCUCUCAACCUUGACGGCGGCUCGCUGGAGAACAUUACAUCCGACAACAAUGGCGCCGACAAGUCACACGCUGCUCAAGCUUCAAAGUCGCAGACAAUCGACAUCGACACUGGCAUUGGCUUCCUGGACCAUAUGAUCCACGCCCUUGCGAAGCACUCGGGCUGGAGUCUGAAGCUCAGAUGCCGUGGUGACCUCCACAUUGACGACCACCACACUGCCGAGGACGUCUUUAUUGCCAUGGGCCAGGCAUUCAAGUCUGCUCUCAAGUCAACCGCCGGCCUCGCCCGUUUCGGAUAUGCAUACGCACCGCUCGACGAAGCCCUCGCCCGUGCCGUCGUCGACCUCUCCAACCGCCCCUUCUGUGUCAGCGACCUGAAGCUCCGCCGUGAGAAAAUUGGCGACUUGAGCACAGAGAUGCUGCCUCACUGUCUGCAAAGUUUCUCCCAAGGUUCUGGCGUCACCAUGCACGUCGACGUUAUCAGAGGUGACAAUGACCACCACAAGGCUGAGAGUGCCUUCAAGGCCCUUGCUGUUGCCAUCAGGAUGGCCAGCACACCGGUCGUUGGCCGCGAGGGUGAAAUCCCUAGCACUAAGGGUGUUCUUUUCUAG
Molecule: messenger RNA, 675 nt
Organism: Aureobasidium pullulans EXF-150
Lineage: Eukaryota; Fungi; Ascomycota; Dothideomycetes; Dothideales; Saccotheciaceae
Product: imidazole glycerol phosphate dehydratase
Exons: 2
Coding region: 1-675 (224 amino acids)
Biological process (GO): L-histidine biosynthetic process
Molecular function (GO): imidazoleglycerol-phosphate dehydratase activity
Source: RefSeq, a predicted model, not a curated record